AUGCUGGUUCUUUUCGAAACGCCCGCCGGCUACGCCCUCUUCAAGGUUCACAAUGAGGGCAAGCUCCAGGAAGCCAACAUUGCCAAGGAUUUUGCCACCCUUGAAGGAGCCCAGAAAGUGGUGUCGCUGAAGGCCUUCCAGAAGUUCGGCAACACGACCGAGGCGCUCGCGGCCACGACUGCCAUCGUGGAGAGCAAGCUGGGCAAGGAUCUCAAGAAAUUCCUGAAGAAGCAGGCCAAGGGCGAGCAGCUGGGUGUCUCCGAUCCCAAGCUUGCCGGCAUCAUCAAGGACAAGAUCGGCGUCCAGUGCCUCCACAACAGCAUGGUCAACGAACUCCUCAGGGGCAUCAGGCUCCAGAUGACCGAUCUCAUCACCGGUCUCGGCGAGGGCGAGCUCAGCAACAUGGUGCUCGGUCUUUCUCACUCCCUCUGCCGCUACAAGCUCAAGUUCUCUCCCGACAAGGUUGAUCACAUGAUCAUCCAGGCCAUCGCACUGCUCGACGAUCUGGACAAGGAGUCCAACACCUACGCCAUGAGGGUGAAGGAGUGGUACGGUUGGCAUUUCCCUGAGCUGGCCAAGGUUGUGAACGACAACAUCCUGUUCGCCAAGUGCGUGAAGGCCAUGGGCACUCGCGACCACGCUGCCGCCACCAGCUUCGCCGGCAUCCUGCCCGAGGAGACCGAGACCGAGGUCAGGGAGGCGGCCAAGAUCUCCAUGGGUACUGAGAUCAGCGAGGAGGAUAUCCUCAACAUCCAGGACCUGUGCACGCAGGUGCUCGACAUCUACGAGUACCGCACGCAGCUCCACGACUACCUCAAGAACCGCAUGCAGGCCAUCGCUCCCAACCUGUCCGUGAUGGUGGGCGAGCUCGUCGGCGCUCGCCUCAUCGCUCACGCCGGUUCGCUCAUCAACCUGGCCAAGUACCCCGCCUCCACCGUUCAGAUCCUCGGUGCCGAGAAGGCCCUCUUCCGCGCCCUCAAGACCAAGCACGAGACUCCCAAGUACGGUCUCAUCUACCACGCCUCGCUCGUCGGCCAGGCUGCCCCCAAGGACAAGGGCAAAAUCUCUCGUCUUGUGGCCUCGCGUUCGGCUCUGGCCAUCCGUGUGGACGCCCUGGGCGAGAACGCCACGCGCGAGAUCGGCGAGGAGGGCUACCAGAAGGUGGAGCAGCGCCUGCGGUUACUCGAGGGCGGCCGUGCUCACGUCAGCGCGAGCAAGGGCCGAACUCAGCACGUCCCUGCCUACGAUCACACCAAGUCAGCCAAAUCGCCUGCCGCUCCCAGGUCGUCGUCCACCUACAACGAGGCCGCCGAUAACACCAUGAAGACCGAGACUACCACGUCGACGACACCCAAGAAGGAGAAGAAGGAGAAGAAGUCCAAGAAGGACAGCGACGAGAUGGAGGUGGUCGAGAAGUCCAAGAAGGACAAGAAGAAGGAGAAGAAGGAAAAGAAGAAGGGCAGCAAGAUCGAGGACGGCAAGAAGAAGAGGAAGAGGGACGACGACGAGGACACCAAGUCCGAGAAGGAGAAGACGCCCAAGAAGGACAAGAAAAAGAAGAAGAAGAAGACCGAGUAA
This is a messenger RNA of Acanthamoeba castellanii str. Neff, 1578 nucleotides long. Its product is annotated as matrix attachment region binding protein. NCBI's taxonomy places the organism in Eukaryota, Discosea, Longamoebia, Acanthamoebidae. Bases 1 to 1578 code for a protein of 525 amino acids. Gene Ontology annotation, molecular function: snoRNA binding. The transcript has 5 exons. Gene Ontology annotation, cellular component: small-subunit processome; box C/D methylation guide snoRNP complex. The record is from RefSeq and is a predicted model, not a curated record.